This is a messenger RNA of Caenorhabditis remanei, 558 nucleotides long. RefSeq lists its product as uncharacterized. The record is from RefSeq and is a predicted model, not a curated record. Bases 1 to 558 code for a protein of 185 amino acids. The transcript has a single exon. Lineage: Eukaryota; Metazoa; Nematoda; Chromadorea; Rhabditida; Rhabditidae.
AUGUUCGAAGCAGUGAAAAUACUAAGCACUACACUGUUCGGUAAGCGAAAUUCAAUCAUAUCGGUGAAGAAUGUGACCAUUGAUUUUCACAAUUACAUUCUUCGUUUCCCUGUGGAAACCAAGUUGAGAAUUCAAGCAUUGGAUAUACUCAGUUGGAGUGCAUCCAAUUUUCAAGAAUUCAGUCGGAUUAUUGAUAAGUCUUCGUUCCCUCUUGGACGAUUAACAAUGAAAUGUGAUCCCAAUCUCUCAAAUUUUAAACAUGAAAUUGUCAAAACAGCGAGGAUUCUUAUCAUUGACAAAACCACAACCAUAACACGCCCAUGGAUGGUAUCACGCCCAUGGAUUCCAAUUCUUCGCAACCUAACCAAUCGAUAUUUGUAUUUGAAACAAAGUAGAAAUGAAUCUCAUAGUCACUACGUGAACUUCAUCAGCAGUUGGUUGGAGAACGAACGCCCCGUUGGAACUUCUUGGACUGGUAUCAUGAAGGAAGAAACUGUCAAGCGAGUUUUGAUCUAUUUGAAAAUGAGACCAGAGGUUGUUGCAGUAUCAGAUAAGUAA